GAAAAUGACGAGCCUGCGUGACAGUGGACGGAGACCAGGUGUUCCUGCAUCGCAGUGACAGCAUCGAUGGCUACUUGGACUCCCCUAUUUGUGAGGAGCCUAGGUCCGAAACCUACUUCAGCAUGGACGACAAUGAUGAGAAAGGUGAGCAAGAUGAGUUAGAGAAGACAUUUAAGCCUGAUACAGGUCUGCAGUAUGGCUCAGCUCAACUAAGGAUGCGGCACCUGGUGGUGAAAGGAAUCCUGGAGAGUGAGAAGUCAUACCUGCAUGUCAUAGACCAGCUUGUUAAUGAAAUAUUUUUUUUGCAAAACUUGUCAAUAGUGCUAAAACCUAGUCACCUCAUUGAUCCUGAGGAUGUCACCACGAUAUUUUACAAGAUGGAUGAGUUCUACACGAUCCACAAGACCUUCGUGAGUGAGCUGGAGGCCAAGGUCAAGAACUGGUCAGAUGACCAGCAGAUAGCUGAGGCUGUCAAAAAAUUGGUGGUGUAUUUUAAGGGCUAUGAGGAGUAUGUUCACAACUAUCAGAAGGCCGUGGAGACAAUACGCAAUUUCCAGAGGAAUGAGGAAGCCAGGACCCUACUUGAGGAACAAAUGAAAAACUUCAAAGGGGAAAGUCUAAAAUUAGAAGAUGUUUUAUUGAAGCCUGUGCAAAGAAUACAGACAAACCAUCUUGUUCUUUAUGACCUGAUAAAGCACACCCCUGAGUCACAUCCAGACUAUCUGGUACUUCAAAAAGUCUUGAAACUGAGUGAGGAGAAUCUCCGUGUGUACAACUCUGCCUUUCAUGGACUCAGCACGGUAAGGGAGCGUGAUGUGAGGGGAAAGUCUCAGGAAGGGAGACAACUGGUGAAGAGUGGGUUCAUGAUGGAGGUCUCUAAGGACAAGAAGGGCACAAGACACCUCCGCUACGUGUUCCUCUUCACUGACAUCCUCAUCUGCACCAAACACAAGGGAGGAGCCAAACUGAGAGAUGUGUCCUUUAAGUUUGUUUGGAGCCUUCCCUUGCAUUCACUUCAAAUGCACAUUAGAGAGGGCAGCGUGAAGUAUGAGCUGAAGGAAAGCCUGGAGAAGCUGAAGUAUAAGAUAGGCAACCUGAAGGUGGAGCUGAGAGAGGAGAUGUUGAGGGCAGAUAUCAACAAAGAGAAGCACUUUUCUCUGACCCAGAAGAAAGCGGUGAGGAAUGUGGAGAAACUGAAGAAGAAGAUUCAGGAGCAGGAGGCGAGCUUGGUGGAGGGGUUACCACGGUUACCAUUGAACCUCACUGUGGAAAGGUUUGCGCCCCGCACCUUCCUCUUUCCCACGGACUACGAGCGAGAGGAGUGGAGGGAGGCCAUUGAUUCUCAGCGCGUCAAAUGUCAACUGUUACCGCCAGUUCAGCUGUCCACUCAUGACUGUGAGCAGCUCAUUAAUGCCAUCAAGCUGCAUACACAGGUCAAUGGCAUUGGCACUGUACUGCUGAAGACAGAUGAGGAAAUAUUGACUGGUAGUCUCAAUGUAACUAUUCACAAAAUGCAGGGCUUGACAAGAGGCAAAUGUGAUAUGUAUUGCUGUCUGGAGAUGGACUCCUACGGUCACUUCUACAAGAAGGCGCAGACGCGGACGUGUCGCUACGAGGCAGACGUCUCUUGGAACCAGGACUUUGAGCUAGACCUUGACGGCUCACAGGUUCUUCGCAUACUCUGCUACCAGGCCAUGGGGCCUGAUGAGGGGGAUGUCAUCAUUGCAAAAUGUGCUCUUGAGCUGAGCCUGUCUUGGUUGAAUUCCAAGUUUAAUGAGAAAACUCUUUCCAUGAAUGAUGUGUCCCUGACUAUAUCCAUACGCCACACUCCUGCUUCAAAUGGAAUUUUCGGUGUAAAAAUUGCAAAUGUUGCAAGGCGGGAAAACAAAACUGUGCCAUCGAUUGUCACCAUCUGUAUUGAGCAUGUAGAGAAAAGAGGUUUAGAUAAAAUCGGCAUAUACAGAGUGUCUGGAGUAACAUCUGAUAUACAGCAAUGCAAAAAACUCUUUGACAAAAAAUCAGUUGCAGCGAAUAACUUUGCAGAGGAGGCCGAUAUCCACACGAUCACUGGGGUUCUCAAGUUGUACUUCAGGGAGCUUCCUGAGCCUCUCUUAACUGACUCCUGCUACCAGUCUUUCGUACAAACUAACCAGCUUCAGCACGAGGAGACGAAGGAAAAAUGCAUGCUGGAGGUUCUUCAUGGGCUUCCAGACGCAAACUACUACACGAUAGUCUCCAUGCUGGAGCACAUGAUACGCGUGGCAAAGCGGAGUGCAGAAAACAAGAUGUCGCUUAGCAAUCUGGCCACGAUAUUUGGCCCCAUUCUAAUGCACCCUGCUGUUAAGGAAACGGACAUUGACCCAAUUGUGCAGAUGAGACGAGCUGUUAAGGACGAUAGGACGCAUACGUAUACGGAGAUCAUUUACUACUAUCUCAAGUUGGCAAAUAGCGGAAAGAACUUACGCAGGUCGGCAUCUUAAGGAGCGUUAAAUUUUGGGGUUUUGUAUGUCAGUUUAUGGUAAACAAGUCUAUUAUUCGUGUCUGUUCAGUUCUUUGUGCUGAAAGUUUAUCUUAAUUAAUUUGCAUGUACAAGUCACCAAGUUUCUUUGGAAUAGUUUGAAGUGCUGUUGUUUUUGUCGACAGUAAGUGAAAAUACAUUCUUGGUACAUUUUAAUGAGAGUGUGAUGUUAUAUAAUUAUGUGUCUGUAUUUUGACAAUAUUACCAAUGUGAUAGAUUCAAUGGGAAUAAUUGGAAAUGGAGAAUCAUAGGUGAAUCACUGUUAGAAACUG
Messenger RNA from Dreissena polymorpha, 2790 nucleotides. Its product is annotated as breakpoint cluster region protein-like. Gene Ontology annotation, biological process: signal transduction; positive regulation of GTPase activity. Gene Ontology annotation, cellular component: membrane. Gene Ontology annotation, molecular function: GTPase activator activity; guanyl-nucleotide exchange factor activity. Bases 123 to 2480 code for a protein of 785 amino acids. NCBI's taxonomy places the organism in Eukaryota, Metazoa, Mollusca, Bivalvia, Myida, Dreissenidae. The record is from RefSeq and is a predicted model, not a curated record. The transcript is spliced from 21 exons.